AUCAACCAUCCUCCUCGUCUUCGCUCGGGGCAGGCGGCCCGCCAUGGCAGAGCUGGGCCUCAACGAACACCACCAGAAUGAAGUGAUCAACUACAUGCGAUUUGCACGCUCUAAGCGUGGCCUACGUCUCAAGACAGUGGACUCUUGCUUUCAGGACCUCAAGGACAGCAGGCUUGUGGAAGAGACGUUCACAAUAGAUGAAGUGUCAGAUAUGCUGGAUGGCUUGCAGACUGUGGUACACAGUGAAGUUGAAUCAGAACUUAUUAAUACAGCAUACACAAAUGUAUUACUCCUGCGUCAGAUCUUUUCCCAAGCUGAGAAGUGGUAUCUUAAACUGCAGACCGACAUUUCUGAGCUGGAAAACAGGAACUUAUUAGAACAAGUUGCAGAGUUUGAAAAAGCAGAAUUUGUAUCUUCAAAUAAGAAGCCCAAUCCUGAGCAGGUCAAACCUAAACUUACUCCACUGCAUGAAGGAGGAUCAGAAUUGCUAUACAAGGAAAUUGCAAGACUUCAAGAAGAAAAUGAAAAAUUGAAGACUAGAUUAAAGACUAUAGAAGUGCAGGCUACAAGUGCACUGGAUGAAAAAUCAAAAUUAGAAAAGGCCCUGAAAGAUCUACAGAUAUUUCAAGAAGAUAAAAAGCUUGACACAACUCAGGAUAUUAGUGAACUAGAAAACACAAUGGCUGCUCUGAAGUUCCAGUUUGAAAAAACUUUGAAUGACAGUAGUGCAAACCAAAAGUCCUUGGAAGAGAAUCUGAUGACAACCAAGCAUGAGCUUCUUAAGGUUCAGGACCAACUAGCUAUGGCAGAAAAGGAAUUGGAAAAGAAGUUCCAACAAACAGCUGCCUACCGCAAUAUGAAAGAGAUUCUCACAAAGAAGAAUGAACAGAUAAAGGAGUUACGAAACAAGCUUUCAAAAUAUGAGCCAGAUGACUAAGAUGUGAAGAGUAUUUAGCCUGUCAAGAAGCUGCCACAAAAGGAAUU
Euleptes europaea (tarantolino) is the source of this 984-nucleotide messenger RNA. RefSeq names its product leucine zipper transcription factor like 1 (gene LZTFL1). The record is from RefSeq and is a predicted model, not a curated record. The transcript is spliced from 10 exons. Gene Ontology annotation, biological process: negative regulation of protein localization to cilium. Gene Ontology annotation, cellular component: cytoplasm. Lineage: Eukaryota; Metazoa; Chordata; Lepidosauria; Squamata; Sphaerodactylidae. The coding region runs from base 44 to 937 and encodes 297 amino acids.